Molecule: messenger RNA, 1430 nt
Organism: Hibiscus syriacus
Lineage: Eukaryota; Viridiplantae; Streptophyta; Magnoliopsida; Malvales; Malvaceae
Product: heterogeneous nuclear ribonucleoprotein 1-like
Exons: 6
Coding region: 78-1172 (364 amino acids)
Biological process (GO): regulation of gene expression
Cellular component (GO): nucleoplasm
Molecular function (GO): RNA binding
Source: RefSeq, a predicted model, not a curated record
CUUUGAAAUUAAAAAAAAAAAUCCCAUUUCUAGGGUUCAGCUUUCUUUCUUUCUUUAUUUCUUUCCCUGCUCUGCCAAUGGACCCUCGAGGCGGUGAACCCCUUCCCGACGCCGAAAUCAACGAUUUCAAUUCCUCUGACGACAGGUAUCACCCUCACACCGGCGAUGGCGCCAGCCCUGGCAAAAUUUUUGUAGGAGGUUUAGCGAGAGAGACAAGUUCUGCACAAUUUCUUGAGCAUUUUGGUAGAUAUGGUGAAAUUACGGAUUCUGUGAUAAUGAAGGACCGGAAAACGGGACAGCCUCGUGGGUUUGGGUUUGUAACUUAUGCAGAGCCUUCUGUGGUUGAUAAAGUCAUUGAGGACACUCGUAUUAUUAAUGGGAAACAAGUAGAGAUUAAGAGAACAAUACCAAAAGGAGCUGGCGGAAGUAAAGAUUUUAAGACCAGAAAGAUUUUUGUAGGUGGAAUUCCUUCAACUGUAUCUGAAGAUGAGUUCAAGGAUUUCUUUACACAAUAUGGAGAAGUCAGAGAACAGCAAAUCAUGCGAGAUCAUGCCACCAAUCGUUCUCGUGGUUUUGGGUUUAUCACUUUCAAAACAGAGCAAGCUGUUGAUGAUCUCUUGGAGAAGGGAAACAAGAUCGACUUUGUUGGUGCUCAGGUGGAGAUAAAAAGAGCGGAGCCAAAGAAAUCGAACCCUCCCCCACCUCCUUCUAAGCAAUACGAUGAUUCUAGGACUGCAUAUGGAGGUGGAUUCGGAGAUGGUUAUGGUAGAUACGGAGGUGGUGGAUUUGGUAGUGGUGGUUAUAAUAGAUCAAGUGGUGCUUAUGGGGGUCGAACUGGUGGUUAUGGGGCCGAUGGGGGAGGUGAUUUUGGUGGUUAUGGAGGUUACGUUGGUGCUGGCAGUGAUGGUAUAGGGCCUUACAGGGGAGAGCCGUCCCUUGGAUACUCGGGUUGUUAUGGAGGAAAUUUCAACAGAGGAUAUGACAUGGGAAGUGGCUAUGGAGGCCCUUGUGAGUUUUAUGGAGGCUAUGGUGCUGGAGCAGCUGGUGGUGGCUAUGGUUAUAGCUACGAUACUGGAGUUGGUGGUGGUGGUGCAGGUGGAAGUUCCUUCUACGGAAGUAGAGGGGGAUAUAGUGGUGCGGGUAGCGGUCGGUACCACCCGUAUGGAAGAUAAAAUCUCCGUUGAGAUAGAGGUUAAAGAAUGUUGUCUGAAUUUGUAUCAUUGUAGCUCUUUUGUGCUAUGUUGAUUGGUUCUUAGUUUAGUUUCUCUGUUCUUUUUCAGAAUUUGAGAUUUCAACGUUCAAGGAUUUGAUCAGCCACUUCACCCUUUUGUUUUAAUUAAAAGCUAAACUGUGAGGGCCAAGUGGUAUGAUUUUAUUGACACUAAAAUGCAAACUUUACCAAUAUAUAUACUGGGUUAGGAUUUUCUUAC